Rotaria sp. Silwood1 is the source of this 417-nucleotide messenger RNA. Lineage: Eukaryota; Metazoa; Rotifera; Eurotatoria; Philodinida; Philodinidae. The record is from the annotation of a GenBank genome assembly.
AUGAAAUUUGAAUUAUUACCAAAUGAAAUUUUCAUUGAAAUCUUUGAAUUUCUUCGUAUAUUUGAUAUAUUUUAUUCAUUUAAUCAGUUAAAUGAUCAUUUUAAUAAACUUAUUGGGACCAUUCCAUCACAUUUUAAUUUUAAGUAUAUUCAAAAAACAAGAUUUGAUCGAUUUUGUAAAUUGUUAUUAUCAAAUCUUGAUGUAAAAAAUCAAGUUUAUUCAUUAGUAUUAUCAAAUAAAGAUACACCUGUUGAAGAAAAUAUUUUACAAAAAUUAAAAUCAAUAUUACCUUUAAUACCACAAUUACAUUCUUUUCAUUUACUUGAUUCCAAUGAUAUUCAUCUAACUCAUCCAUUAAUAUCUAAUUUACAAAUAUUAUCAAUUUCAACAUUAUCAUCAAUUAAUAACCUUUCAUAA